AAGUUAUCGCUCCUCAUCUCUCAGGUUCUUGCAAACACCAGAGCUAUCUCCAGUGAGGACGGUGAUGGCAGAUUAGGCCACGCCUACAUCAUCCUUGGCCAGGCAGCAUACACUGCAGCAUCCCAAGGCAACGUUGCAUUCGUCGUCCCGAUCAAACCAGACAAACCCGUACAUGCUGCCAACGCCACCCAAGCACUCAUGUACCACCACGACCAAACCUACAAAAAUGAACUGGAUGCAUGGAAAUUAUACCACAAAUCAGAGGCCCAGAUCCUCCAGCAGAUUUUGGACGCCGUUAACGAUACUUACACAAAGGCCCUCAAAGAUCGCAUGUGGGGAUACGGCAACACCAGCCCAUUUGACAUCAUUACCCAUCUAGUGACCACAUACGGUAAAAUCACAGAGACUGAUCUCCUUGCCAAUCGUGAACUCCUCACCCAGCCUUGGACUCCACCCACAGACAUCGAGGAACUCUUUGAUAAUAUCGACACCUGCAUUGCUUUCUCAGUAGAAGGCGGAGAUGUCAUUAGUGACCGCAACGCUGUCAGCGCCGGAGUAGCCACUCUACACGCCACGGGCCUAUUCAUUCAUCCCAUCCGAGAAUGGAACAAGCGUACACCAGAAAACCGCACCCUCACCCACUUCAAAGAAUUCUUUCGUGAUGCCGAAAAUGUCCGCCAGACCGAAACCACUGUCAGCGCCGCAGGCUACCACCAACGAGCCAACGCAACUAUCACGGACACCCAAACAGUUACCACCGGGACUUCUACGCUCACCCAUCCACAACUGAUCGACAUAGCCACGAUCACCAGGAUCGUCCAAGAGUCACUUCGAGAGUCCCAAGCAGCAAAUGCAACCACCACCACCACCACCGAUCGCCCAAACCGACGCUCCGCUACCAGAGCCAACACCUCGAUCGUUGGUCUCACGGCAGCCGAACUCGAUGCCAUGGGAUGGUGCUGGACUCACGGUUACUGCCAUAACCCAGCCCACAACAGUGAUACGUGCAACUUCCCAAAGGAGGGCCACAACAUCCAGGCCACCGCUCAAAACAAAAUGGGAGGCAGCAACGAACGAUACCAGCCCCGCCGCGGAAACUGAUUCAGCGGGACGCCUAACAAUAACAGUCAAUCUAAAAUAAUUAGACCCACGUUCAACAAGAACAACAACGACUCGUUAGGUCCUCCCCAACCACCAAUAAAAAACACCAAUUACGGUGCCUUAGAUAGUGCAGCCACGUCUCAUUUUCUAAUGUGGAAUGCUAGUUGUCAAAACAAACGCCCCACUACCAAUCCAAUCACAGUCGUAGUAGCACAAGGAGCCACCAUGACAUCCACCCAUGAAGGAGACAUCACCAUACCACACCUACCACAUGCAGCAUGUAGAGCUCAUCUAUUCAAAGAACUCAAACAUGGCUCAGGAUCUCUCAUCUCGCUAGGACAGCUCUGCGAUAGUGGAUGCACAGCCACCUUUACCAACACCACGGUCAAGGUCUAUUACAACGCACAAUGCAUUAUCACGGGCUACCGAACACCCCAGACUGGCCUAUGGCACAUCCCUAUAGACAACC
Messenger RNA from Seminavis robusta, 1570 nucleotides. The record is from the annotation of a GenBank genome assembly. NCBI's taxonomy places the organism in Eukaryota, Bacillariophyta, Bacillariophyceae, Naviculales, Naviculaceae.